This is a messenger RNA of Thlaspi arvense, 1125 nucleotides long. The record is from the annotation of a GenBank genome assembly. Lineage: Eukaryota; Viridiplantae; Streptophyta; Magnoliopsida; Brassicales; Brassicaceae.
AUGGCGGCAGAGAAUAUAUUCGAUAUGGGCUACAACCGAGUCGUGGCUAGUCGUGAUUCUACUCGAAAAUCUAUUUCAAAAGAUUUUGUUGAGGGAAUAAAUAUUUUUGUUUCUUUUUCUUGCAAUCAAAACUUUUAUGUUAAGCGUAAUGAUUUACUAUGUCCAUGCAAGAAGUGCAAGAACAUGAAGCGUUGUGAUGCUGAUACCGUGGCGAACCACUUAUACUUGAAAGGAUUUACAGAAAAUAAUUAUGUGUGGACGCAUCAUAGAGAAAAUUGCUACUUUGGUGUUGAAGCAUCAUCAACAUGGAACGAUUAUUCAAAUAUUGAAGUUCCGGUGGAUCAAUAUCAUUAUUCAAUUGAAGAUGUUCACAUGUUUUCGGAUGGUGUCAAUUUCCCAGAAAAUAACCAAGAUUACGGGACAACUCAUGAUGGUGUUUUCCAGGCAUUAACGAUGCUAGCGAGUCAUAUGAUUUUCCACUGUGGAUGCUUGAGUUUGUACAAGGUCCACAACAUCAAUUCACUUCAUGACCUAUGUAUUAUUCGAGGGGAUCAUACACAUCACCAUGGACAAAACAGGAAGACGAUGAACUAUGGUGUGUGUGUUCGUGGAACCGGUGACACAGAGUAUUUUGGCCUGAUCAAAAAUAUAUUCAUGAUAGAGUAUCACGGUGCCGUUGGGCUAAAAGCCAUGAUUUUCAAAUGUGAAUGGUUCAACACCACACUUGGUCGAGGAAUACGAAAGCAUUCAUCUGGUAUUAUCGAUAUGCAUUACGUUAUAUAUGAUCCUUUCAUAUUACCAGCGCAAUGUGACCAAGUCUGUUACAUUCCUUAUCCACGCUUGCGUCCAGUUAGAGAUGAAUGGUGGGCAACGACAAAAGUUAUACCAAGGGGGUUUCGUGAAAUCCAAGAAGUUUCUCAAAUUGCGUUUCAAGAUGACAUUCUCGAUAGAGCGGUAACAAGCACUAAUAUUAUGCGAGUUGAAACACAUGCAUUCGAAGACAUAUCAGAUGAUUAUGAGCCUAUACCGAUAAAUAAUCCUAAUGAUGAAUACGUUUCUGAAGGUGAUUUAGAAGAUGAGUGUCAUGAAUAUUCCUAUUCAAGUUUCGAUUCAGAUUCAAAUUAA